Molecule: messenger RNA, 3079 nt
Organism: Thalassophryne amazonica
Lineage: Eukaryota; Metazoa; Chordata; Actinopteri; Batrachoidiformes; Batrachoididae
Product: seizure protein 6-like
Exons: 21
Coding region: 80-2833 (917 amino acids)
Biological process (GO): regulation of dendrite development; synapse maturation
Cellular component (GO): neuronal cell body; dendritic shaft; dendritic spine
Source: RefSeq, a predicted model, not a curated record
AAUUCCGGGCUGAAGUGAGCCGGAGGAGCGCGGAGGGAAAGUGUUGAUUCCAAGGACGUUGGUUGGCGAAGGAAACGCGAUGAGGACGGAAUAUUUUCUGCUUCUUUUCGCGGCGCUGCUGGCGGACACGGAAAACACCGUUCAAGCAUCUUCGUCUGAGGAUGGCCAGUCUGUCACUCCAGGGGUUCUGCCGGACAGUGGGGCCCGUCUGUAUACCGCCACCCCGGACACAGGCAGAAGGCUCCCAGUGGUUACCACUGCUCCGCCUUUCAACAUCCCAUACCACCAUCCUCCGUUCCAUGUGAAUCCGCCACAACACCAGGCGCUGCUCAGCCUUCAGGAUCAGCCACACUACUUCAAGGACAGUGAAGGUUCCAGCACCCAGUUCUCCAAAGCUCAGCCUUCCUCUGCCACCACACCAUCCAGUGUUCGAGUGGGUAACAGCGAUGAAAUGGGUACAGAUGAGGGAGUCGACAGUUCAAAUAAGCCUUUACUGGAACAGAAAGUGAAGGCGAGCAGUGAUGGAGACGUGGAAGAGGAGACAACAACCUCCACCAUCACCACCAUCACCACCACCGUGCAGAACCCAGGUCUGUGCCAGCUGAACCUGACCGGACCCGACGGGUACAUUGAGGUACCACCUCAGUCCAGCUCCACCUUCCAGUCCACUGUGGACUGUAGCUACACCAUCAUUGUCUACUUGGGCUACGGAGUGGAGAUCCAGGUGCUGAAUGUGAAUCUGUCUGAGGGAGACAAGGUGGUCUUUGAAGACGUAGGACACCAGGAGAAUGCCGUGCUGGCCAACGAGUCCAUCCUGAUGAGGGGGUUGGUAGUACGAAGCCACAGCAAUCAGAUCUUCAUCCACAUCCACAGCCAGACGUCCCACACUGGAUCAGUCCUGCUGCACUACCAAGCCUUUGUGUUGAGCUGCGUCUUCCCUCGGCGACCCGCCUACGGCGACGUAUCGGUCAGCAGUCUUCACUCUGGAGGCGAAGCCUUCUUCUUCUGUCUGAACGGCUACCGGCUGCAAGGCCCCAGCGUGCUCUCCUGCCGCAAUGCUAGCACCCCCUACUGGAGUGGCAAAGAACCGCAGUGUCUCGCCUCCUGCGGUGGUUUGAUCAGGAACGUCAGCGUGGGUCGGAUUGUCUCUCCUGGUUUUCCCAGUAACUACACCAAUAACCUGACCUGCCACUGGCUCCUGGAGGCUCCUGAGGGCCACAGGCUGCACGUUCACUUUGAGAAGGUGGCGCUGGUGGAGGACGACGACCGGUUACUGAUUAAGAACGGGAACAGCUUCGAUGCCCCCUCGCUGUAUGACUCCUACGAGGUGGAGUAUCUCCCCAACGAAGGCCUCCUCAGCACCAGCAGGAAUCUCUUCAUUGAGUUAACGACAGACGCUGCGGGCACGUCCACCGGCAUCGCCAUCAGGUACCAAGCUUUCGCGGCGGGACACUGCUACAAGCCUUUUGUGAAGUACGGGAACCUGACCAGCAGCGACACCACGUGGGCGCUGGGAGCCGUGGUGGAGUUCGCCUGUGACCCCGGCUACACGCUGGAGCAGGGAUCCGUCACCAUUGAAUGCACGGACGCCGACGACCCUCAAUGGAACGAAACCGAGCCGGCCUGCAGAGCUGUUUGCAGCGGCGAAAUCACAGACUCGGUGGGCGUGGUCCUCUCUCCUAAUUGGCCCGAGGCCUACGAUAAAGGCCAGGACUGCAUCUGGGGAAUCCACGUGGAAGAGGACAAGAGGAUCAUGUUGGACAUCAAAGUGUUAAACAUUGGGAAGAAUGACCUGGUGACCUUCUAUGAUGGUGAUGACCUUACAGCCAAGGUGUUGGGUCAGUACGGAGGAACAAAGUCCCACUUUAAGCUGUACACCUCCACUGCAGAUGUCACCAUCCAGUUCCAGUCCGACCCUGCUACCAAUAUCUACGGAUAUGGCAACGGCUUUGUCGUCCAUUUCUUUGAAGUUGCUCGAAAUGACACCUGCCCCGAGCUUCCGGAGAUCUCAAACGGCUGGAAGAGCACAUCUCACCCUGAGCUGGUUCAGGGCACUGUGGUGACCUACCAGUGUUACCCGGGUUAUCAGCUGGUGGGCGCAGAGCUGCUCAUGUGCCAGUGGGACCUCACCUGGAGCGGCGACCUUCCAGCCUGUGAGAGAGUGGUAUCUUGUAGUGAUCCCGGAAAGGUGGAACACAGCAGACGGAUCAUGUCCUCUAGUCACCUGAACGUGGGUUCGACCAUCCAGUACAUCUGCACCAAAGGCUUCACUCUCUCCGGAAACAGUCUGCUGACCUGCUUCAACCGUGGUUCCUCAGGUCCCAGGUGGAACCAAAAGCUGCCCCGAUGCCUGCCUGAGACCUUUGAACCCUGCAGCCACCCUGGAACCCCCACCUAUGGGAUUCCCAGCUCCAACAAGCUCCACUUCCAGGCUGGAGAGACUCUCCAGUACUCCUGUCAGGCUGGUCACCAACUGCUGGGGGAACCUGUUCUCCACUGUGUCCCUGGACACCCAUCUCAUUGGAGUGGGCUGCCACCUGUCUGUAAAGGCCAAACAGCAGAAAAUGAAGAACACAGAUUAGAUGUUUCUACUAAGAACCAAAGAAUGGAUGAAGCUCAAAUAGCAUUCGGCAUUUUCAUCCCCAUCGUCCUUCUCCUCAUCCUCAUCAUCAGUCUCUAUCUCUACUUCUCACAGGGACAGAAGAAGCCUCUGCGGUUGCCCUUGUCGUCCAGCUUACCAUAUAAAAACCUUGGGGCAGAUUCCACCUUCAGCAACACCACCUGUGAGACAUCAAACAAUGAGGAAACAAGAGAAUAUGAGGUUUCAAUCUGAAGGCAGAGGUUCAGUUUGGACAGAUGGACACCCUGUUCUUCUCUGAAUAGGAGCCGCCUUUAUUUCCCCACGGGAACGCUACAACCGCCCCAGGAAAGGCUGAGCCACCGGAUUAUUUUUCUAGUUCUUCAGCAGCAGCAGUUUGUAGCAGUUUUUAAUCUUGUGCUUGCUUCCUGAGGACUUUUCAAUGCAAACUAACAUCAAAGAAAGCAGAAGGAAUCCAUGUUACUGCGUACGUACGAGGAU